AUGGACAAAAAAAAAAACAAACAGAUUAAAUUUGAGGGAACGAUUAAACAGAUUAAGUUUCGAGAUCAUUUGGGUUGACUGCCUUUGAUUUUAAUUUGGAUUUUCUGAAAAUGGAGAAUACCACCAUUCUCAGAGAAUGGUUCGACCGAGUUGACUCGGAGAAGUCCGGUUUCAUUACAGCUUCUCAGCUCAAGAAAGCUCUUGCCGUCGGAAAUCUCGAGUUCUCUGUCUCCGUUGUUCAACAAAUGAUCAGGAUGUAUGAUUUUGACAAGAACGGAACUAUGAGCUUUGAUGAGUUCGUUGCGCUUAACAAGUUUCUUCUCAAGGUUCAACAAGCCUUUUCAGACCUGGAGAGGGAUCGUGGUUAUCUUGUUACUGAUGAAGUGUUUGAGGCAUUGGUAAAAAUUGGAUUCUCGCUGGACUCUCCUGCUUUUUACACUGUCUGUGAGAGUUUUGAUCAAAAGAAGAAUGGAAGAUUCAGAUUAGAUGAUUUCAUAUCUCUUUGUAUAUUUUUGCAGUCAGCUCGUAAUAUGUUUGAUUCAUUUGAUACUGCUAAGCAGGGCCGGGUGACUCUUGAUCUCAACCAAUUUGUAUAUUGCACUGCCAAUUGUAGGAUAUGAAAUCAUCACCAUUUAUUGCUGUCUUCCAUUCUCCACAGAAACGGAGGAGAUUAUUGUAGUAUGAGAGGAGUAUAUGUUUGCUGUUAAGUUAUUCUUUUCGUUUUCGUAAAGACUAUAUAUUCUUUUAUAUAAGUCUUCAAUUUACAAAAAGAUUAAUGUCUAUAUAAAUAUAUACAUAUAUAUAUAUAUAUCACAUUUUUCAGAAACACAAUGUUGUUUGCUGUUAAGGACUUCUUAAAAUAUAGAUGUGUGGAUUAAAUGUAUAGACGACAUCAAAUUAUGAUAUUUCAAAGUACAAACGACAUGUUCUUAUUGUUCUUA
Humulus lupulus (European hop) is the source of this 941-nucleotide messenger RNA. RefSeq lists its product as uncharacterized. The transcript is spliced from 10 exons. NCBI's taxonomy places the organism in Eukaryota, Viridiplantae, Streptophyta, Magnoliopsida, Rosales, Cannabaceae. Gene Ontology annotation, molecular function: calcium ion binding. Bases 111 to 620 code for a protein of 169 amino acids. The record is from RefSeq and is a predicted model, not a curated record.